Cuscuta epithymum is the source of this 1811-nucleotide messenger RNA. The record is from the annotation of a GenBank genome assembly. Lineage: Eukaryota; Viridiplantae; Streptophyta; Magnoliopsida; Solanales; Convolvulaceae.
GGAGUAUUCAGUAUUGCUUUGAACAUCCGAAUAACCACUAAAAUAGCCGAGGACUGUAAAUUCAUCCAGCGGAGCUCGUCACACCCUAUCAGCUUUCAGAUUUCCCCACCUUUCACUGCCAUGGAUCCGCUAAUGCUCCUCCGCGAGUACACAAUCCGCAACGAACUCGAUCGGAUCUCUCGAGUCGGAGACGAGUUCCGAUUUGGGAACGACUACUCCUUCCCCGGCUCUAUAGAGACCGGCUACCGCUCGAAGCAGGGGAAUCGCUAUACUCUCGAAACCCUAGUCCACUUCAUUACUAACACCCAGGUCAAGCACACCGAUUACAUUCAGCAUGCCCGGUCGAAUCGGAUUCAUCCUGUCACUCUCCCAGACCGCAAGCCCCUCGUCGAUUACCUCACUGGGAAAAUAUCUUCUUCCGAUUCCAUCGAGUUCAUCAAGUACGACGCAGGUCCCGUUCCGGCGGUUCCUUCUAUAGCUGGAGCUGAGAAUUAUGGCAAUGCAUACGCUGAGGGUAACGAUAUGCCUGAUACCUGGGGUUUGGAUGGGCAAAACCCUAUGGAUAUGAUUCGGGCUAUCGAAAGGCCGUUGAAGGACCGUGAAUCAAUUUUGCUAUGUAGGAACCGAGAUUUCUAUACUGUUUUGACUGCAGCUGUGCGGAGGGACGAAGAGAGACAGAGGGAAGAGGCUUUGCAGAGGAAAGAUGGAUUGGUGGCGAAAAGUCGGUUGGAGAGAGGGAUUGGGUACGGAGGUGGCGAGGAUAUGGGGUAUGAUGGAGGUAUGAAGACUAAGAUGCAUUUUAAGGGGAGCAAGAUUGGGGAGGGGGUGCCUAUCAUUCUGGUUCCGAGUGCAUUUUCUACAUUGAUUACUAUAUACAAUGUGAAGGAGUUUUUGGAGGAUGGUGUGUAUAUUUCCACAGAUGCGAAGUUGAAGAAGAUGAAUGGUCAAAAGCCAGAAUGUGUGACCGUGCAGAAGAAGUUCAGUAGAGACAGGGUGGUCACAGCCUAUGAGGUCAGGGACAAGCCAUCCGCAUUAAAGGCUGAAGACUGGGAUCGAGUAGUUGCUGUUUUUGUGCUGGGGAAAGAAUGGCAGUUCAAAAGUUGGCCUUUUAAGGAUCAUGUAGAAAUCUUUAAUAAGAUUAUUGGUUUCUACUUGCGUUUCGAGGAUGACAGUGUCGAGUCUGCAAAAACUGUAAUGCAAUGGAACGUCAAGAUUAUUUCGAUUAGCAAGAACAAGCGACACCAGGACCGAGCAGCUGCUCUUGAGGUGUGGGACAAGCUUGAAGAAUUUAUGCGAUCUCGAUCACGUUGAUUUACUCGUUACACAUAACUUAUGGUAAAAGGCAUCAGAGCACUGGUGUCUACAUGAGACUCAUACGCUUAUAAAGGCUGUGAAAGACCUGCUCGAUGUGUAGUGCACGUAACAACAUCAAAAUAGUGAUAAAAACUUUAAAAGAACCAAAGAAUAUCCUUAUAGGAUGAUGGCCUCCAAAAUGAAAUCUAACCAGAGCCACUGUGUAGAUCUAAUCAUCUAACUGAUGAGAUAUUCAUGUUGGAACGUGAUUUCCUUGUGUUGUCUUCCUUGUAUCCUUAUUAUUCUUCAGUUAGUAAGUUCCCUUUACAGUCACAUAAUUUAUGUAUCGUUUUUGUUCUUUCAUUUUUCGUGUCACACAUUUCACACCAGUUUUGAUGCCCCCAUCAAACUCUUGGCCAUUUCUAAUAUUUUACUAGUCCCAGCUUUCCCGUUGGCUUAUAUUAAUAGCAUGUAAUUGUAGGGUCAUUAUGCCGGUAUACCUCUCCACAAGUCAUUAG